UGCACGCCGAAGAUGCCGGCGGAUUUCUUCAAGUUGGUUUUCGGCCCCAGCCUGUUCGUGAGCCCAGUGACGUUCUCUCCCCUGGACCUCGGCUUGCCAACGUCCAGGGUGCGGCAGUACUUGCAUUGCUACUUCCCAAAGAAGCACGGCGUGACCAUGAAUCUGGAGGACUGCUUCAAGGACCUGGUCAUCCGCAAAUGCAUGCUCUCAUCGAGGAUCUACAUGCAGGCAGGCCCCAACGACCUCAAGAAGUUCAUGGAUGAGCUGGCGGACAAGCGCGGGCUCCCCCCCAGGCGGUCAGGUAAGACACACAUCUGCGUCGAUGUUAUGAAUUCGGGUGACCGCAUCCGCAUGGAGGGGUACAAGGAGCUAGCUAUCGAGGAGGAUCUCGACGGUGGCGGCAAGGCAGACGUGAGUAUCGACGCCCAGCAGGCUCCGGGGUUUCGCCCAUACGUGGGGUCGGUCAUGCCAUGCAUCAUGCGCAACAGCAAAAUGUUCAACUUGAUGGAAGGCAGGCUGUUUCACCCCAAGGAGCUUUUCCUUGCCAUGGGCAUCCCUAUACCCACGAUGGUUGACGACCAGGAGCUCGCGGAUCUGUUCGUCAUUGAUAUCAUCGACUCCAUGUCCAAUCGGGCUUUGACCAAGCUCGUUGGCAACGGCAUGGCGCUGCCAGCUGUCGGCAGCGUCCUUCUUUUCAUUAUCGUGAGCAGCGUCAGCAACUAUUCUGAGUCUGAGGCUGAGUCGCGGAUAGGCGCUGGCAUCCAAUCGCAGCUUACACGUGACAUGAGCAUGGAGAUUGACAACGAGUCCUUGGGAAAUGAUUCCUCACCUGAGCCCUCAGAUGACGAUGCAAACGAGAAGCCUGCGGAGACCCCGGGAAAGUCGGAGGCGUCCAGCAGCGCGGCCCGCAAGGCCGCGGCUGCUCUUGCCGCCAAGCAGAGGACGAAGGACAAAACUGUCAAAAAGGCGGUGCUGAAGAACAAGGGCCCAGACCGGCACAAAGCAAGCGGCAAGAAAGGCAAACGCUUUUGCGGGGGCUGCCACGAGACCAAGCCUCUUGACCAGUUCGCACUGAACCAGUCCAAAUGCUUCGGUUGCAAGAGAAAGCUCGAUGCCAUCGGCAAGAUGGCAAAGAGGCAAGGGAAAGAAUCGUGGUUCGCUACUCAGCGCGACGACUGCAACAAGUGCAAGAAGAUGCUGGACAGCUACAAGGAAGUUGCAUGUGAGGCCGAUGGGACUGCCAAGAAAAGCCACACUUGGAGCCUCGUCAAGUACAAGGAAUCGGUAGAGGUGUCUUCUGGUGUGAAGAACUACGCCCGCGGCAGGAUGAUGUGGAAAAAGCAGGCCACGGACUUCUGGCAGACAGUCGACGGCGGAGAGAUGACCAAGGAUCAAGCAAAAGCGAAGUGGGACGUGGAGUCGGUCAAGGCGAAGGAGGACGACGCACUCUGGGACAACGACGGCCCCGAGAAGGCGCCUCUCCGCAUCCGGGUCCACACCUACGACGACGUUGACUACGGCUCUUCCUUCAAGCGGAAGAAAGCCGUGGAUUGCCUGGGUCUUAGCAUAGCCUUUGGUCUGGAGUCCAGACCCGGCGCGUGCCCUGACGACAAGAUGGACAAUC
Messenger RNA from Prorocentrum cordatum, 1624 nucleotides. Lineage: Eukaryota; Dinophyceae; Prorocentrales; Prorocentraceae. The record is from the annotation of a GenBank genome assembly.